AUGUCGGAACUCUGGUACCAGCAGCCUGCUGGCAACUGGGAGGAAGCAUUGCCAGUGGGCAAUGGCCGUCUGGGCGCCAUGGUCUAUGGGCGAGCCGAUACAGAGAUGCUACAGCUCAAUGAGGACUCGGUUUGGUAUGGAGGUCCCCAAGAUCGUGUUCCUCGUGAUGCAUUUGAGUAUCUCCCACGUCUCAGGUCGUUGAUCCGAGAGGGAAACCACGCAGAAGCGGAGAAGCUGGUUCGUCUGGCCUUCUUCUCUCAUCCCAUUAGUCAACGGCAUUACGAACCCUUGGGGACUCUGUUUCUGGAAUUUGGUCAUGCCCCCGAAUAUGUGCGGGACUACCGACGGUCGUUGGAUAUUGAGCGUGCUAUCAGUCGUGUGGAAUAUGAGCACAAAGGCGCAUCUCGGAAAACGGAGUUUGCCUUGCGGCUCACUCGCAUGAGUGAGUUGGAAUACGAAACAAAUGAAUAUCUCGACGACGUCACGGCACAAGACCGGACAAUUACCAUGCAUAUCACCCCGGGUGGACACAAGAGCAACAGAGCUUGUUGCAUGGUCAAAGUUCGCACAGCGGACGAUCAGGGUUCUAUUACUCAAGUGGGGAACAAACUGCUGGUCAAUGCUCAAGAUGCGCUGGUGCUAAUCUCGGCACAAACCACCUACCGUUGCGACGAUAUAGACAAGAAGGUUUCUUCUGAUUUGGAGAUAGCUUUGCUGCACUCCACUGACGAGAUCUGGGAGCGGCAUGUGAACGACUACCGAUCACUCUAUGGUCGCAUGGAAUUGCACCUGAGGCCCAACAACUGUGGCAUGCCAACUGAUAAGAGAAUCAAGAACUCGCAUGACCCUGGUCUAAUAGCACUCUACCAUAAUUACUGUCGCUACCUAUUGAUAUCGUGCAGUCGGGAUGAGGACAAAGCCUUACCAGCGACGCUACAGGGUAUAUGGAAUCCAUCCUUCCAUCCAGCCUGGGGAUGUAAAUACACGAUAAAUAUUAAUCUGCAAAUGAACUACUGGCCGGCAAAUGUCUGCAAUCUCUCCGAUUGUGAGAUGCCGCUAUUCUCUCUACUAGAGCGCGUUGCAAAAUCAGGAGAGGAGACAGCACAGAAGAUGUACGGCUGCCGUGGCUGGGUCGCUCACCACUGCACCGAUAUUUGGGCUGAUACUUCUCCUGUAGACACUUGGAUGCCAGCAACACUUUGGCCUCUAGGAGGUGCUUGGCUUUGCGUUCAUAUCUGGGAUCAUUUCCGUUUCACUCGCGACAAGGAAUUCCUCCAGAGAAUGUUUCCAAUUCUGCAAGGAUGCGUGCAAUUUCUUCUUGAUUUCUUGAUUGAAGAUGCAUCCGGAGAGUAUUUGAUCACGAAUCCGUCAUUGUCGCCCGAAAACACGUUCUAUGAUAAAAAUGGAGAGCGCGGCGUCCUGUGCGAAGGCUCCACCAUUGAUAUUCAGAUUGUGAAUGCUGUCCUGAACGCUUACCUGAAAAGUAUCGAAGAGUUAGAAAUAGACGCUGAGCUUGCACCGGCAGCAUUAGACGCCCUGCGCCGACUUCCACCCCUGCGCAUCGGCUCUUUCGGGCAACUACAAGAAUGGGCUUCGGACUAUGCGGAAGUAGAGCCCGGUCAUCGGCAUGUUUCUCACCUGUGGGCCUUGCAUCCUGGAGAUACCAUCAGCCCGGAAACAACACCCAAAAUAGCCGAGGCCUGCUCUGUAGUGCUGCACAGACGUCAGGCCCAUGGAGGCGGUCAUACCGGCUGGAGUCGAGCAUGGUUAAUCAAUCUGCAUGCACGAUUGCUGGCAGCUGAGGAGUGUGCGAAGCACCUUGAUCUCUUAUUGGCGCAGUCAACCCUGCCCAACUUAUUGGACACGCACCCACCGUUCCAGAUCGACGGUAACUUUGGCGCCGGCGCAGGUAUCCUGGAGAUGCUCCUUCAAUCCCAUGAGGAGGGAAUUAUUAGACUCCUUCCCGCUUGCCCGAGAGCCUGGAGUUCUGGGUCACUUCGGAACAUCUGCGCUCGUGGAGGGUUCAAGUUAGAUUUCAGCUGGGAAAACGGUCAGAUAAAGGAUGCUGUGACUAUCUACUCGGAAUUCGGCCGUAAAACAGUCCUUUGCUUUCCUAACAAUGGACCUCGGAUCGAGAUCCAGAGCAGGGGAUCUCAUAGGAUUCAGCCUUGA
Molecule: messenger RNA, 2172 nt
Organism: Aspergillus viridinutans
Lineage: Eukaryota; Fungi; Ascomycota; Eurotiomycetes; Eurotiales; Aspergillaceae
Product: glycoside hydrolase family 95 protein
Exons: 2
Coding region: 1-2172 (723 amino acids)
Biological process (GO): carbohydrate metabolic process
Molecular function (GO): alpha-L-fucosidase activity
Source: RefSeq, a predicted model, not a curated record